AUGCUCAACCUCAAGACGUUGAUGCUGCUCUCGCCAGAACGGCCAGCCGCAAGACUAUGCAGAUGGGCACACGCAAGCCGAGUCAAGAUGGUUCAUUUCGGCUUGGACCAGCUCACUCGGCCAGGCGAGGACCAGCACGAAGACAGGGAAGCGCACGACACGGAGAGGUUGAUCAAAGAAGCGCUAGAAUUGAUUCUGGAUCGUCGCAAUCUUCCUAUCCUGGUAGUGGACACCUCAGGCGCAAACGAGGGGACCCUACUGCUAGGCUGCUUUCGUCGCUUGCAGGGGCGAAACUUAGCCAACAUUUGCGCAGAGUAUAGAUCCAUCGCUGGUUCCAGGGCCAAGACGACCAGCGAGAGGUUCAUCGAAAUGUUCGACACCGACCUCAUCGCGCUGCCUCCGCCGGACCGCUUGCCCGAUUGGUGGAAUGAGCAGUUGGAGGAUGAUGAGGUGGACGGGAGCGUGUGA
Messenger RNA from Ceraceosorus guamensis, 468 nucleotides. RefSeq lists its product as hypothetical. NCBI's taxonomy places the organism in Eukaryota, Fungi, Basidiomycota, Exobasidiomycetes, Ceraceosorales, Ceraceosoraceae. The transcript is spliced from 2 exons. The record is from RefSeq and is a predicted model, not a curated record. Gene Ontology annotation, molecular function: phosphatase activity. The coding region runs from base 1 to 468 and encodes 155 amino acids.